AUGAGGAUGAUACCGUUCUGUCGUAACUUGCUGGAUAAGAUAGCGCCAUUGACUGUGCAUUCUUCUAGAACUAUAGCUCGUAUACCUCACUAUGAAUACCACAUCAGAUUUAGCCCGAAGGAAGGACGCAAAAGACCUGCUCAAGACGUCCUUGAUAGGUUCAAAAGACUAGGCAACGGUAUGUGGGUACGGGCCCAUCCUGGAAAGAACAAAUUACGAUAUGCCAAGGACAAGAAGUUUCAAGAAACAAGUUUGUACUAUGAAACUUGUACAAAGGUGGGUGUGCUGUUCGACGAUAUUUUUCUCAGCAUUCCAAAUUUGCAGAGGUUCAAAAGACUAGGCAACGGUAUGUGGGUACGGGCCCAUCCUGGAAAGAACAAAUUGAGAUAUGCCAAGGACAAGAAGUUUCAAGAGACCAGUUUGUACUAUGAAACUUGUACAAAGGUGGGUGUGCUGUUCGACGGGUAUGACUAUGGUUUUAAGGAAGAGUGCGAAAUGUUGGAUAAGAUGAUGACACCAUACUGGUUACGACGCCAUCAUUAUCCCAAUGAUCCGUACGCCGCUUAUCAUGUAAGACAUGGCAUUAGCUCACCAAGGGUUGACGACAAAGGAGUUUUACUGCGAGAGCGAAGAAAGGUGUGCAGUUUUCUUUGUAGUGGUUGUUUUUUCUUCAAUAAUUAGUC
Strongylus vulgaris is the source of this 683-nucleotide messenger RNA. Lineage: Eukaryota; Metazoa; Nematoda; Chromadorea; Rhabditida; Strongylidae. The record is from the annotation of a GenBank genome assembly.